AUGAAUUUUAGGAGCAUGGAGGAAUUCUGGCCGUUCUACAUGAACCAACACUCGAAACCAGCGACAAGGAGAUGGCAUUUUGUUGGCACACUGUCGAGUAUUUUGUGCUUGAUAUAUGCAGUUUUAUUUAACUGGUGGUUCUUCUUCUUUGCUCCUUUGUUGGGAUAUGGUAUGGCUUGGUAUAGCCAUUUCUAUGUGGAAGGUAACAUCCCUGCAACUUUUGGUCAUCCAGUUUGGUCAUUUCUCUGUGAUUACAGGAUGUUUGGUUUGAUGAUCACUGGUCAGAUGGAUAAGGAGAUCAAAAGACUUGGUAAAAGGCCUGUUUUGCAGGCCUAUUGA
This is a messenger RNA of Lactuca virosa, 339 nucleotides long. Lineage: Eukaryota; Viridiplantae; Streptophyta; Magnoliopsida; Asterales; Asteraceae. The record is from the annotation of a GenBank genome assembly.